Messenger RNA from Gekko japonicus, 2080 nucleotides. It is a transcript of the gene WIPI2, whose product is annotated as WD repeat domain, phosphoinositide interacting 2. Gene Ontology annotation, molecular function: phosphatidylinositol-3,5-bisphosphate binding; protein binding; phosphatidylinositol-3-phosphate binding. The transcript is spliced from 12 exons. Lineage: Eukaryota; Metazoa; Chordata; Lepidosauria; Squamata; Gekkonidae. Gene Ontology annotation, cellular component: cytosol; phagophore assembly site membrane; extrinsic component of membrane. The coding region runs from base 172 to 1449 and encodes 425 amino acids. The record is from RefSeq and is a predicted model, not a curated record. Gene Ontology annotation, biological process: protein localization to phagophore assembly site; autophagy of mitochondrion; protein lipidation.
GGGGCGGGAUGGCGCAGGCGCUCUCAGGCUCCGGCGGCUCCCGGAGCGUAAACAAGGCGCUGCCGUGAGGGAUGAGGAGGCGGCCGGAGCCGAGCGCGGCUGGGAGCUGCCGGGGCUGAGCCUCUCUCCCCUUCGCCGUCCCCCCGCCGGCCGGGGGCCCAAGGAAGCGCCAUGAACCUGGCCAGUCAGAGCGGCGAGGCCGGCGCCGGCCAACUGCUCUUCGCCAACUUCAACCAGGACAACACGUCCCUGGCUGUCGGCAGCAAAUCGGGUUACAAAUUCUUCUCUCUCUCUUCUGUGGAUAAACUGGAGCAGAUCUAUGAAUGCACCGACACGGAAGACGUGUGCAUCGUGGAGCGGCUCUUCUCCAGUAGCCUGGUGGCUAUCGUGAGCCUCAAGGCCCCCCGCAAGCUGAAAGUCUGCCACUUCAAGAAGGGGACGGAGAUCUGCAAUUACAGCUAUUCCAACACGAUCCUGGCUGUCAAGCUGAACAGGCAGAGGUUGAUAGUAUGCCUAGAAGAGUCUCUGUACAUACACAACAUUCGGGAUAUGAAGGUGCUGCAUACAAUCAGGGAGACGCCGCCGAACCCUGCAGGCUUAUGCGCAUUGUCGAUAAACAACGACAACUGCUAUCUGGCCUACCCGGGGAGCGCAACCAUUGGAGAAGUGCAGGUCUUCGACACCAUCAACCUGAGAGCCGCCAACAUGAUCCCCGCCCACGACAGUCCUCUGGCCGCGUUAGCCUUCGACGCGAGCGGCACCAAGCUGGCCACGGCAUCCGAAAAGGGGACGGUGAUCCGCGUGUUUUCCAUUCCAGAGGGGCAGAAGCUUUUUGAAUUCCGAAGAGGAGUGAAGAGGUGCGUCAGCAUCUCCUCGUUGGCCUUCAGCAUGGACGGCAUGUUCCUGUCGGCGUCCAGCAACACAGAGACAGUGCACAUUUUCAAACUCGAGACUGUGAAAGAAAAACCUCAGGAGGAGCCCACAACCUGGACGGGUUAUUUCGGGAAAGUGCUGAUGGUCUCCACGAACUACCUGCCCGCCCAGGUCACGGAGAUGUUCAACCAAGGCCGGGCCUUUGCGACCGUCCGGCUCCCCUUCUGCGGGCACAAGAACAUCUGCGCGUUGGCCACGAUUCAGAAGAUUCCUCGCCUGUUAGUGGGAGCCGCGGACGGGUAUCUCUACAUGUACAACCUGGACCCCCAGGAAGGAGGCGAAUGCACACUGAUGAAGCAGCACAAGCUGGACGGGAGCAUGGAGCCAGCCAACGAGAUUUUAGAAUCGGCGUCACAUGACCGGCCGCUGGUAGCGCAGACUUACAGUACUGCCGUGACUAAAGCCUACACGGAGGACCUAGGUGCAGUCGGUGGCGCUUGCCUCGAAGACGACACCAACGCCCUGCGAUUGGACGAAGACAGCGAGCAGCCGCCAAUGAUUCUCCGGACAGACUGAGCCUCGGACCUGCAGACCAGCUCCCGAGGGUGGAGCGCGCCGGCCCAGCCUUUCUGGGAGGGGGGGGACGCUCAUUGUCUGUGCUGCUACGAACCUUGACCUGAAUCGUUCGAGAGGGAGAGAAAAUGACGGACUCUCAGAUAGUUCUAACACCGAUGGAGAUAACCCCAUUCUAGCUGUGUAAUUUCGAUUCGAUGCCAUUAGGAGAGGGACGGGGGUGGGGAAACGCCUGGUUUCACUUUUGGUGGCUUCUAAAGCCUGCUUUAUCUUUUAGCUGUGAAGGAUAUAUCUCUACCUACAUAUAUAUAUAUAUAUAUUUUGCUCUUCCUGUUUGCCAAAAACCUGCGGCUUGUGCAGUCUCCGGCACUCCCUAGCUUUGCAUGCCUUCUUGUGCCAAGCGAGCAGAUUCACUUUAUAACAAAAAAAAAAAAAGUUUUCCAUUUUUUUAAAAAAUAGAACGAAUCCAUGUGCAUAACACCUGGCUGCCCAUCCGGGAGCAGGGAGGUUACAGUUCCGGGAUUGGCGGAUUGUCCUGCUCAGACGUACAGGUCUUCGUGCAUGGCCCCGCACGUGCACGUGGUGGCAGAACACCACCGUCAGGACGCUUUUUGUUCCUUUGGCCUCUUCUUCC